AUGACUAUCUCGUAUACACUUGAUGUUUCACAGACUAAUCUUCAAAGUUUUGUUAAAUUACUAUUCCGUUGGAGAGGAAGUGUUUGGAAGGCUGUCUGUCUCCAAUUAUUCUUUUGGACCGUCGUAUUUCUGUUAAUUUCAUGUAUUUAUCGAUAUUUUUUGAAAGAAGAUCAUCAGAUAGUUUUCUCCAAUCUUAUCAUUUAUCUUGAUUCAAAAUUGGAUUCGAAUAUUCCACUGACGUUUAUGCUCGGAUUCUUUGUAACUUUCGUUGUCGGACGAUGGGGAAGCAUACUGAAUGGAAUUGGAUGGAUUGACGAUGCUUCCAUCCUGUUCGGUUGCUAUAUUCGUGGACGUGACGAGGAGACAAGAAUUCAACGUCGAAAUCUUGUCAGAUAUAUGGUUCUUACUCAGGCACUCGUGUUACGCGAUAUAUCCAUGCAGGUUCGUAAAAGAUUUCCUACAAUGGAUACAGUAGCUGCUGCUGGUCUGAUGACAGAAGAAGAAAUGGAUAUCUUGGAUGAAAUCAAAGACCCAUAUAGCAGAUAUUGGGCACCAAUUCAAUGGAGUAUCACACUUGUUUAUGAAUGUAAACAAGCUGGCAAAAUUGAAAGUUUUUAUUUGAUGGAUAAGAUUGUUGAUGAAAUCGGCAAAUUCCGACAUGGAUUAGCUUCAUUGUUAAAGUAUGAUUGGGUUCCCGUUCCAUUAGUUUAUCCACAGGUCAUAUUCUUAGCUGUUCGCUUUUAUUUUCUUAUUUGUUUAAUUGGAAGACAGUUUGUCAUAAUAGGAGAUAAGAAAAGCGGGGUAGUAGUUGAUAUCGAUCUAUGGCUUCCAGUAACCACUAUGGUUCAAUUUAUAGUUUAUAUGGGAUGGAUGAAGGUUGCUGAAGCAUUGCUUAAUCCAUUGGGAGAAGAUGAUGAUGAUCUGGAGUGUAACUAUGUGAUAGACAAGAAUUUAGUUACAGGCUUCCAUAUAGUCGACACUUUGUGGACCGGGCUGAAUGAGACUGGAUACUCAAUGGUGGAAGAGCACAUGGUUCGAAUGCCAACUCAACAUAAAGACGAGUUUUUUGGUAUCGAUAAGAUUGCUCCUCUAUACUCGAUUGAAAGUGCCGAAAGAUCAGUUCAUCCUCUAGUUGGUAGUGCCAGUAAGAUAAAUCUGGUAAAAGAUCGCAGAGAGAUAGUUAUGACUCCCCACAAAAACAAGCUGAGUGAACUGAGCGUGGAAGAGCAGAAAUCAAUGCUACGACGUGUAUGUGUAAGAGAUCAUAAUGCUAAGCAUGAACGUCAACGCACAUUAGAGAGAGCGAAUAGUCCGGAUAAGUGCCUGAAUAGAAUACGGAGCAGAUCAAAAUCAGAUCUUCAAUUUAUUCAAUUUUAUGAGAAUGGAAGAUUCCGAACUAUACCUACUAAUGGAAUUCCAACACGCAAUGGAAGAUCGGCUGAAGAGCCAUGGCAUCGAUCAGGUUUGAACUAUCAACUUAAGAAUGUUUUAGAAGAAAACAAAUUUUAA
Auanema sp. JU1783 is the source of this 1509-nucleotide messenger RNA. Lineage: Eukaryota; Metazoa; Nematoda; Chromadorea; Rhabditida; Rhabditidae. The record is from the annotation of a GenBank genome assembly.